UCAAGCCUUCACUUUCCAGUCUACCCCUUAUGACAGACAAAUGUGAGAGAAGGAAACGGAGGCUUUUUCAUUUUUCCAGUUCAGGAACUUUCUACAUGACGGUUGUUGGCUACAUCAAUACAGGAAAGCAGUUAACCCACUAUAAAGUUGAAUUUUCCGGGGAUUACUUCCAUCAAAACAGGAUUUAAUAGCCUGCAGGCCGAGGUUAUGGAUUUUAACCUUCUGACGGACAAUGAAGCACGUAGCCCGGCACUGUCGCUCUCCGACUCCGGGACACCUCAGCACGAUCAGGGAUGUAAAGGCCAGGACAACAGCGACACAGAAAAGUCCCAUCAGAACCAGACAGAUGAGUCAAACCCAGAGGACGGCUCUUUAAAGAAGAAGCAGCGCAGGCAAAGAACACAUUUCACCAGCCAGCAGCUCCAAGAACUAGAGGCCACCUUCCAGAGGAACCGCUAUCCAGAUAUGAGCACACGAGAGGAGAUCGCUGUGUGGACGAACCUCACAGAAGCACGUGUGCGGGUAUGGUUUAAGAACCGCCGUGCCAAGUGGAGAAAGAGAGAAAGGAACCAGCAAGCUGAGCUUUGUAAAAAUGGCUUUGGUGCCCAGUUCAAUGGACUCAUGCAACCAUAUGAUGACAUGUAUUCUGGCUACUCGUACAACAACUGGGCUACCAAAAGCUUGGCCAGCAGCCCGCUGUCAGCUAAAAGCUUCCCCUUCUUCAACUCCAUGAAUGUCAGCCCCCUUUCCUCACAGCCCAUGUUCUCCCCACCCAGCUCAAUCCCCUCCAUGAACAUGGCUUCCUCUAUGGUGCCCUCGGCAGUCACCGGGGUGCCAGGGUCUGGCCUAAACAACCUGGGGAACCUGAACAACCUAAACAGCUCCACACUCAACUCAGCAGCAGUGUCAGCGGCAGCUUGCCCUUACGCCACCACAGCCAGCCCUUACAUGUACAGAGACACCUGUAACUCCAGCCUGGCCAGCCUCCGGCUUAAAGCCAAGCAGCAUGCAAACUUUGCAUAUCCAGCUGUGCAAAACCCUGUAACCAACUUAAGCCCCUGCCAGUACGCUGUGGACCGGCCCGUAUGAAUCCCUCCUGCCAGUCCUAUUUGAGUCCCCUUUCCCACCCUUAAACUCUCUCCCAUCUAAUCCAGCAUUUUAAUUUUGAGGCAUCGCCCAGCAACAUGCACUGCUUAAGAACAUGUGGUUUAUAAUAAGACUGAGCGCUAGAGAAAAAAUGCUCAUGAGGAAAUAAAAGAGAAAAAAACAUACAAAUGGACCAUGGCUCAAAGGACUCCGUUAGAGUAUGGUGAGACCUUGAUGCUGAAUCGACCAACUGUUAAAUGGAUCUCUACAGUUUUGUCUGCCACAUGAGUAGAGUUAAAUGACAAAGAGGACUGGAAUAGUUUUGCUGCACUGCUAGGAACACCUUGCAAAGUUACAAUGUUUGAAAUACUCUAAUUAUCAAAAAGCCUUCAAGGCACAUGCUUUUGCAAUACAGGCAAAAGGAUGUACAUAAUGAACUUUCUGUUUUGUAUGUGACAAAAAUAUCAAUGACACAUAGUACUUUAAAGAUGAGAUAAGCAUAUUGCUGAAGAGCAGAACCUGGAUCGAUGUGCCACGAGUACCUCCUUUAGGAAUUUUAAUCAUUGUUGUGAAUUCCAUUUACCUAGGACAAAAAGUCAAGGGUCAAAGGUUGCUGUCAGAUGGAAGACAAAAAGUAGCAAUGAAUAGUUUCAAAGAAAGACAAAUACGUACAAGAAUAAAAUAAGUUCUAACUCUGUUGGAACGUUUUUUAAAAAUAAGUAACUAAAAAGCCAUUGAAUAUAUAGUUUUGUGUGGUGUUCUAAAAAGGGAGUAUAUGACUGUAAAAUAAUGUAUGUAAGAGUGCAGUUGUUAUAAAACAAGCAUUUGGUGUAGCCUGCUUUGUCUCAUUAAAAGGUAAAUAAAUAA
Messenger RNA from Electrophorus electricus (electric eel), 1953 nucleotides. It is a transcript of the gene pitx3, whose product is annotated as paired-like homeodomain 3. Gene Ontology annotation, molecular function: RNA polymerase II cis-regulatory region sequence-specific DNA binding; DNA-binding transcription factor activity, RNA polymerase II-specific. Gene Ontology annotation, biological process: regulation of transcription by RNA polymerase II; anatomical structure morphogenesis. The record is from RefSeq and is a predicted model, not a curated record. NCBI's taxonomy places the organism in Eukaryota, Metazoa, Chordata, Actinopteri, Gymnotiformes, Gymnotidae. Gene Ontology annotation, cellular component: nucleus.